CCUUCUUAUCCAACUUUUUCACUCUCUCUCUCUCUCUCUCUUCUAUUGCUUCUUAUCCAAUAUUUCUCUCACCUCUUUCCAUUUUCAUGUUUUCUAAUUUUUUAUCUGACCCAUAUCUCAAAAUAUUUUCUUUUUGUCACCUCACACUCUUUUUUCUUUGAAAUUUUGGAACUUUUGUGAUAUGAACGGUGCCAGUUGCAAACUUGGACUUUUCUGCUAUGUGGGUGUGUAAUGUACUGUUUCAAAGCAUUGUUUUUUAAUAACAAGUUUUUAUUUUUGUUGUGUUGAUUUGGUGAAACUUUGAGGGAGUGAUAAAAAUGGUGUCAAGAUCUUAUUCAAAUCUACUUGAGCUGGCUUCUGGUGAAUCUCCAUCUUUUGAACACAUGAACAGAAGAAUUCCUAGGAUUAUGACUGUUGCUGGAUUGAUAUCUGAUGUUGAUGAUGAUGACCCUUUGGAGAGUAUUUGUUCUGACCCUUCUUCUUCAUCUGUCCAAAGAGAAAGGAUCAUAAUAGUUGCAAAUCAGCUUCCUAUAAAGGCUCAUAGGAAACAAGAUGGUAACAAGAAUUGGUUUUUCAGUUGGGAUGAGAAUUCACUUUUACUUCAACUGAAAGAUGGGUUAGGUGAUGAUGAUGUUGAGGUUAUUUAUGUUGGUUGUCUCAAAGAAGAUGUUCAUCCAAAUGAACAAGAUGAGGUUUCACAGAUACUUCUUGAGACUUUCAAAUGUGUACCAACUUUUCUACCACCUGAACUUUUUACAAGGUAUUAUCAUGGUUUUUGUAAGCAACAGUUAUGGCCACUGUUCCAUUACAUGUUGCCUUUGUCACCAGAUUUAGGUGGAAGGUUCAAUAGGUCACUUUGGCAGGCUUAUGUAUCAGUCAAUAAGAUCUUUGCUGACAGGAUUAUGGAAGUGAUUAACCCUGAAGAUGAUUAUGUUUGGAUACAUGAUUAUCAUCUCAUGGUGUUACCAACUUUCUUGAGAAAAAGGUUUAAUAGAGUGAAACUUGGUUUCUUUCUCCAUAGUCCUUUCCCUUCAUCAGAAAUUUACAAGACACUGCCUAUUAGAGAAGAGCUUUUAAGAGCCCUUUUGAAUUCUGAUUUGAUUGGUUUCCACACUUUUGAUUAUGCAAGACAUUUUCUUUCUUGUUGUAGUAGGAUGCUUGGUCUUACCUAUGAAUCCAAAAGGGGUUAUAUUGGAAUUGAAUAUUAUGGUAGGACAGUUAGUAUCAAAAUUCUACCUGUUGGCAUACACAUGGGUCAGCUUCAAUCAGUUCUAAGUUUAUCAAAGACUGAAGAGAAAGUUUCUGAGCUCAUUACACAGUUUGUUGAUAAAGGAAAGAUAAUGUUACUUGGUGUGGAUGACAUGGAUAUCUUUAAAGGGAUAAGUUUGAAGCUAUUGGCCAUGGAGCAGCUUCUUAUUCAGCACCCUGAGUGGCAUGGAAAAGUUGUAUUGGUUCAGAUAGCAAAUCCUGCUAGAGGAAGAGGGAAAGAUGUGAAGGAAGUGCAAGCCGAGACGAAGGCGACAGCUAAGCGGAUUAACGAAUCAUUUGGAAAGCCGGGUUAUGAUCCUGUUGUUUUGAUUGAGGAGCCAUUAAGGUUUUACGAGAAAGUUGCUUAUUAUGUUGUUGCUGAGUGUUGUUUAGUGACUGCAGUUAGAGAUGGAAUGAAUCUCAUACCUUAUGAAUAUAUAAUAAGUCGUCAAGGGACCGAAAAAUUGGACAAAGUUUUGGGAAUAAGUUCAUCCUCUAAGAAAAGCAUGUUGGUUGUGUCUGAGUUUAUUGGUUGUUCACCAUCUUUAAGUGGAGCUAUUAGAGUGAAUCCAUGGAACAUUGAUGCAGUAGCAGAUGCAAUGGAUUUGGCUUUGGAAAUGGCUGAUUCAGAGAAACAGCUUAGACAUGAGAAGCAUUACAGAUAUGUUAGUACUCAUGAUGUGGGUUACUGGGCUCGUAGCUUCUUGCAAGAUUUGGAAAGGACUUGUAGUGAUCAUGUAAGGAGAAGGUGGUGGGGAAUUGGUUUUGGAUUGAGUUUUAGAGUUGUAGCACUUGAUCCAAACUUCAGAAAGCUCUCAAUGGAGCACAUAGUUUCGGCUUACAAGCGGACAAAAACUAGGGCGAUACUACUAGAUUAUGAUGGUACACUAAUGCCUCAGGCUUCCAUUGAUAAAAGUCCAACCAGUAAUUUCAUUAAAAUGCUUAAUAGUUUGUGUAGAGAUGAGAAGAACAUGGUGUUUCUAGUCAGUGCGAAAAGCCGAAAGACGCUUUCUGAAUGGUUUUCUCCUUGUGAAAAUCUUGGAAUUGCCGCCGAACAUGGUUACUUUUUAAGACUGAAGCGCGACGCAGAAUGGGAAACAUGUGUACCUGUAACGGACUCCAGUUGGAAACAAAUUGCAGAGCCUGUGAUGAAACUUUAUACUGAAACAACUGAUGGAUCCACAAUUGAAGAUAAGGAGACGGCGCUUGUUUGGUGCUAUGAGGAUGCUGAUCCAGAUUUUGGGUCAUGCCAAGCUAAAGAACUUCUUAAUCAUCUUGAAAGUGUGCUUACAAAUGAACCAGUAACAGUGAAGAGUGGCCUGAAUAAUGUGGAGGUUAAACCACAGGGUGUGAACAAGGGGCUUGUGGCUAAACGCCUACUUUCAACCAUGCAAGGAAAGGGAAUGUCACCUGAUUUUGUUUUGUGUAUAGGCGAUGACCGAUCUGAUGAAGACAUGUUUGAGGUAAUCACCAGUUCAAUGGCUGGUCCUUCAAUGGCACCCAGGGCUGAAGUAUUUGCAUGCACUGUUGGUCGAAAGCCAAGUAAGGCCAAGUACUAUCUCGAUGAUACUACCGAUAUAGUGAGAAUGGUGCAGGGUUUAGCCUAUGUUUCAGACCAAUUAGUUUUAUUUUAGGCAUGUGAAAGAUAAUGGUGAAAAUGUGAAAUGAUGUUACUUUCUGUCUUAAAUGUAGGCUCAGUUGUUCUCUCCAUACAUGAUCCUUUUUCCUUGGAUAUUCCCUGUAAAUUAUUAUAGUUGUUAUUGGGUUCUAUAUUGGCUCAACUUUGUGAAUUUGUCUCUGGAAAAUUUGUAAAUAUAUUUCUCAUUGUGAACCCUGCUUUGCCUACCUUAAUCCACAUGACACUGGUUGGGAAUUGAACUGACCGUGUCCAUUAUUCCUUAGGCGCAAAA
Messenger RNA from Cicer arietinum (chickpea), 3158 nucleotides. RefSeq names its product alpha,alpha-trehalose-phosphate synthase [UDP-forming] 6. Lineage: Eukaryota; Viridiplantae; Streptophyta; Magnoliopsida; Fabales; Fabaceae. Gene Ontology annotation, molecular function: trehalose-phosphatase activity. Gene Ontology annotation, biological process: trehalose biosynthetic process. Gene Ontology annotation, cellular component: cytosol. The record is from RefSeq and is a predicted model, not a curated record.